UAUGACGUCAGAGGUACGCUACCUUAUAUCGGUAGGUGCUAGACUCGACUGGCUCGAAGUGGAACGUCUUGGAUUGAAAUUGCUACCUUAAAAAUGAUAUAUUAACGCAGUUAAUUCGUCGCGAAAUGGUGGACGUGACGUUACAACCUCCAGCCUACCCAGGCAAUGAUGCUAAACAAACUGAUAGCAACUGGAAUGCAGUCCCGAUCAUCACAGUUAGCUCACCAAAAGAUGUUGACCAAUCAGGGGAUAAACUAGUCAAACUACCAAAGCUCCCAUCGGAGCGUUUCAGGUACACCUUGUGGCAUGAGCUGCGCAGCAAUGACCUGAAGGGAAGUGAACUGCACUUCCCCAGGGUUCGUAAGGCACCGGUAGUCAAGGAGAAACUCUUCAAGAGGAUCCAGGAUGAUCAAGGUAGGAAGAUUCACCAUGGUAAGACCGGUCAGGAGAGGAAGGCUCACCAGAGGCAAGCUGAAGACUGGGAAAAUACACAGCAUGCCAACCUAUCGUUUCAAGAUCUCCAACAUGAUUACCAGAGGGAGAACCUUCAUAGCAUCAUGAAAAGAUUGAUCAGAGCUGAGACUGUACAGAUCAGGGAUAAUAAUAUCGUUGAUCUCUCAGACGUUACUUUCAACUGUUGUAGAGAACUGAAUGCAAGCAAGAAUUUCAUCACCUCAUUCAAGAAAUUACCCAGAUGUCCUAAUUUAGAAGUACUCAACCUCAGCGACAACUCCAUCAACACAUUUGAUAGCAUUGGUGUCUUACGGAAGACACGACUGGAAACAUUGGAUCUGAGAAGGAAUCCCAUCUGCUUUAUGGAGAACUACAGACAAAGGAUAUUCAAUGCUCUACCCAACUUGAGAGUUCUUGAUGGCGUCUCUCGGCUGCCUUCAGAUUCUGGAGACGGUCUUUCAUCGACUGGGAGCUGUAUGGUCAUGUGAUCCCGAUUCCAAAGUAAUUUUAGCUCUUGUGAACUCUGGAAGUUGGUCUGAGGCCAAGGGCACCCUCUCUCCUCUCUUAACCUGCAUCAUCAUAAGAUCUUGGGUAAUACUAAAAACUCUGGACACUACGGAAGUUGGUCUUAAAGGGGAAGAUCACCCUGACAAAAAGUUAUUGUACAAAUAGCAGAAAAAUAUUGCAGAAGAUUCUAGAAAAAUCUGUCAAAGAAUUAAAAUUUAUUAGAAUUUUAAUGAUUUGAUUUGUGACGUCACUUGCAAGCAGCAUUCCUACAUAGCGAAUGGUAAAAAAAAUUAAUGAAUUGUCAUUUUCUCAGAAAAUUGACAAUUGUUUUGACUGUACCUUUUGUAUAUCAACAGAAAAUCAGUUCACACCAGAUCAUGAAGAGUAAACAAAAAUAAGUCCUCAGGAACCAUUAAAAAAUGAAAUUCAUUAUAUUUCAUAACAUAUGGGGCAGCUGCUCGUUUGUGAUGUCACAAAUCCAAAAUUUAAAUUCUAAUAACUUUCUUAAUCUUUAGUGGAUUUUCCUCAAGCCCUCACCAAUAUUUUUUUCUGCUAUUUUUACAACAAACUUUCUUCAGGGUGAACUCCCCCUGUAAGGCCAAAGGCACCCACUCUCAUCUCCUUAACGGCAUCAUCAUACGACCUUUAGUAAUACUAAGAACUCUGGACACUCUGGAAGUUGGUCUUUAGGCCAGUAACACACUCUCUCCAAACACUACCCUCCAUUGCAAGAGAGGAUCUCUGAUCAACUGGUAAUGAUGCAAGUCUGGAAGUGGGUCCAAGGACAGGAGCCUCCACUCCCCCUCCCCAUUUUAAUGGGAUGAAAGCAGUGUUAUAAAGGAACCAUUUUUUAGACUCUGCUGAUAAAUCAAAGGCUAGGAAGACCUCUCAAUUCCAACUCACCAAAACUGACUAACCAAUAAUAAGCACAUUUGCGCUGUAAUGUGGUUGCAGAGCAAGUAUCUGCAUCAUUUAGUCAUAUGACCACAACA
Lytechinus variegatus (green sea urchin) is the source of this 1952-nucleotide messenger RNA. RefSeq lists its product as uncharacterized. The transcript is spliced from 7 exons. The record is from RefSeq and is a predicted model, not a curated record. Lineage: Eukaryota; Metazoa; Echinodermata; Echinoidea; Temnopleuroida; Toxopneustidae. Bases 126 to 941 code for a protein of 271 amino acids. Gene Ontology annotation, molecular function: protein binding.